AUGACGAAGAAGAACAGUCAGCGGAAGUCUAGUAAGAAGAAUGUAACUGGCAAAAAGAGUGGUGGUGGAUUUAUCAAAAUAUGUAGCCUUUCUCCACAACUUCAGAAGUUUACUGGGGAAGCAGAAUUAGCAAGGACAGAGGUAGUGAAGAAAAUGUGGAAUUACAUUCGAGAAAAUAGUUUGCAAGACCCAGCAAAUAGAUGGAAUAUAAACUGUGAUGACACACUCCGCGAGCUUUUUGGUGUGGAUAAAAUGGACAUAUUCCAAAUGAACAAAGCCCUAGCUGAACAUAUCUGGCCUUUGGAUUCUGAUGGCGCAAAAGCUUUUGGGCCUGCAAAUUCUGCAGCAAAGGAGAAGCGACGGAACUGUCAAACUUGCUUCUGCUUAUUGUCUCGCCAAAAUGCUAAUAACUUGCUUAAUCUCUUAGAUAUCCAUGGUAGUACUGUUUGUUCUUGCAGCUUUAUUGUGUUUGUGCUCCACGAUUCAGAUGAACUAAAGAGAAAGGAAAAGCGGCACAAUUCAGUAAUUCUUGCUCCUAUCCAGCUUUCGAAUGCUUUGGUGAAGUUUCUCGAUACAGGAGAGACUGAAUUGCCACGGUCCAACAUUGUUAUGAGAAUUUGGAAAUACAUUAAGCAAAAUAACUUGCAGGAUCCAUCUGAUAAGAGGAAAAUAACAUGUGAUGAGAAGUUGAAAGAACUGUUUCAUGUCGAUAGCUUCACGGGAUAUGUAGUAGCAAAACUACUUGCUCCACAUUUUAUAAAGGUCAAAGCUCAAUGCUUGUACCGUGUCUUGUCAUACGAGAGAUAA
Nicotiana tabacum (common tobacco) is the source of this 807-nucleotide messenger RNA. The record is from RefSeq and is a predicted model, not a curated record. NCBI's taxonomy places the organism in Eukaryota, Viridiplantae, Streptophyta, Magnoliopsida, Solanales, Solanaceae.